AUGGGGAGCGCCAAGUCUGGAAACAGUGGUGGUUCUGGUGCUGUUUCGAGCAUCAGACAUGCUGUUUGUGCUGCUGUUGGGGACUAUGAUAUUCGCAGCAGCACAGGUACCAGCAGCGGCACAGCUGGUGGGGGCUGUGAUGGAAAGGGGUAUGGUCCUAGGGAGAUGGAAGGAAGAGAGGGUUUUUGGAGGGGAGAGGAGGAGGUAGAUUCCCAGGAAGAUUUUCCCUACUCUGAGGUGUUUGAGAGGGCGAGGAGAGAGACGAGAUCAAGGAGAGAGUCAGAAACUGAUGAGACGUCUCAAGGGGAAGAUUUAGAGGUGUUUGAGGCGAAUCAGAGGGAUAUAAGGGAGGAGAGAGAGGCGCUGGAGGGGUUUCCUUACUCAGAGGUGUUUGAGAGGGCAAGGAGAGAGGGGCGCGAGAUACAGGCUGCAAGGGGUAGCGUGGAAACAAGCGCGAGUGUGGGGUUAGCAGCAGCAAGAGAGACAACGAGGAUAGGAGCAGCAGAAAAAGCAGCUGUGGGUGUGGCGGCAACAAGAGAAGCGCUUUUGUCGUGUGAGAGUAGUGGAGAGGCAGCGAGGUUGCAGCAGAGAAUGGUGAGGGAGAUGGCUGCUGGGCGGUUAGUAGGAGGAGAAAAAGGAGGAGGAAGCGGAGGAAGAAGGGUCGAAACAGGGGGGCCGGGAGGAGAGAACAGGUUCGGUUCUGACCCUUCCGAACCUCUGCAAGUGGCGAGGGAUAGGUUGGGAAUUGGGACAGUUGGGGAGGAGCAGGAGAAGGGAGGAGGGCAGGAGGGAGAGGAGGAGAGGGGGAAGGGGGAUAUGGAGGAGAGGGGAGACGUGGAGAAGAGGAAGGAUGAUGGAUGGCACGUGGGGGAACCAAUGGAAAUGAACAGGAGAAAACAGCCCAAUGGAGUGGCAGUGCUGCUCCCCGAAGCUGCUGGAGAACCCACUUCCAACGAUGCUGGGAUGAACGCCAGUGGUGGCUCUGUGCUGAGUUUUAGUGCUGCAGGGCUGCAUACCCGUGGGGGCUUGGGUCCCAGCUCAAAUGCCCCAGGGCUGUGCAGGAGUGUGAGUGUCGGGGUGGUGGAGUGGGGGCGGGGGAGUGAGGGUGCGGCCAGGGGGCUGAAGCAGAUCAGUGAGUGGCUGGAGCGGCAGGAGGAGGAGGGGGCGGGGGAAGUGGGCAGUGGGGUGAGUGAAGUGAGAGUGGUGAGUGGGAUGAGUGAGGCGCAGGGGAGUAAGGGGUCUGUGGUUGGACGGGGAGAUGCUAGUGUGGUUGUGCCUAGCACCUCGUUUCCAUCCACUCACAGCGUGGUUCGCAUCACCCCAGCUCUUCAGGAGCCCUCACAGCGGCAAUUCUGGAGGAACCUGCCUCUCGCCCUGCCUACAGCCCCUGCUGCAGCAUCAGCAGCAGCAGAAGGAGCAGCAGCAGGAGGAGCAGCAGCAGGAGGAGCAAGUGGAGCAGGCGCAGUAGUGCUCCUCUCACAGGACUCCGAUGCAGCAUCUGCAUCAGCAUCAUCAUCAUCGUCAUCAGCAGCAGCAGCAGCAGCAGCAGCAGCAGCAGCAGCAGCAGCAGCAGCAGCAGCAGCAGCAGCAGCAGCAGCAGCAGCAGCAGCAGCAGCAGCAGCAGCAGCAGCAGCAGCAGCACCACCACCACCACCACCACCACCACCACCACCACCCACAACAGCGGCACCACCACCACCACCAAUCCCACCCAUAUCACCGAAUGCUUCCGGGCAGGCCGUCGGGCAGCUGGGAAAACAUAUCGAUGGGCGGAGACUUGGAGGAUGGUGGGGCUGGGCAGUUGGUUGGUGGGCAGCUGAGCCGAGUGCGAGUGAGCGACUAUCAGAUGCUUCAAGCCCACAAGGUGAGAUAGCAGAAGGUGAGAUAGCAGAAGGUGAGAUAGCAGAAGGUGAGAUCGCAGAAGGUGAGAUCGCAGAAGGUGAGAUAGCAGAAGGUGAGAUCGCAGAAGGUGAGAUCGCAGAAGGUGAGAUCGCAGAAGGUGAGAUCGCAGAAGGUGAGAUAGCAGAAGGUGAGAUCGCAGAAGGUGAGAUCGCAGAAGGUGAGAUAGCAGAAGGUGAGAUAGCAGAAGGUGAGAUCGCAGAAGGUGAGAUCGCAGAAGGUGAGAUAGCAGAAGGUGAGAUCGCAGAAGGUGAGAUCGCAGAAGGUGAGAUAGCAGAAGGUGAGAUCGCAGAAGGUGAGAUAGCAGAAGGUGAGAUCGCAGAAGGUGAGAUCGCAGAAGGUGAGAUAGCAGAAGGUGAGAUAGCAGAAGGUGAGAUAGCAGAAGGUGAGAUAGCAGAAGGUGAGAUAGCAGAAGGUGAGAUAGCAGAAGGUGAGAUCGCAGAAGGUGAGAUCGCAGAAGGUGAGAUAGCAGGUGAGAUCGCAGAAGCUGAGAUCGCACAAGGCAUCCCCAUGGCGCAUGUGCUGUGGCCUGCCCUCCGUGCUGCCAUGAACGACAUGUCACCAUGCAGCCAUCCCAAGUGCAUGGUGUUAUGA
Closterium sp. Naga37s-1 is the source of this 2493-nucleotide messenger RNA. Lineage: Eukaryota; Viridiplantae; Streptophyta; Zygnematophyceae; Desmidiales; Closteriaceae. The record is from the annotation of a GenBank genome assembly.